AGUGCCCGUCUAUGAAAUAAUAACUUGUGUGUAUUGACCAGUUUUGGCUUGCUGCUCAUUACGGAAGAUUCCCUUCUUGACACACUUUAUUUCACCACUCUGAACUUGUCGUCACUCGAGUGGGAGUUUUUCUUCUUCUUUUUUUUUUUCUUCUUGUGGUCGGCUGGUUUGUUUUCGCUCUACUGUUUACUCAAUUAGGUAGAGGUGUGGUAGAGAGAGAGAGAAAGAGAGAGAGAGAGAGAGAUCUUGCAGCUGGUAGUGUACAGGUUUGUUGUUCUGGGUGUUGCUGAGCAGGACAGAGAAGAUCCUCUCAGGCAGAGAGAGCGAAAGAGAGAGAGAGAACGAGAGAGAGAGAGAGAGAGAGAGAGAGAGGUUGGCCUCAACGUCUCUGUUGUGAGCAUAAACACAGUGUGAGACGGCCAACAGAUCGACAGCUCAGCCUCAUGGGAAAGUAGGGCCCCAGGACUCGUGAACAGAUGCCCUUACGCAUCCAGAGAAUCAGCGAAGGAGUUCAGAAGGGAGAAGAUCAUCCUUGCGCCAUGAUUCGAAAAGAAACCAAAAGAUAGAGACUCCUGCCGUAGGGCUCGGCUUUGAGGUCCAGGCGAUGUCGUUUCGCGAAGACCUUCGCAAAGUGAGGAAGAAGGCAUCGUUCUGCGUCACGCACUGGACACAGCAGAACGGCUCCAGCAACACCUCCUCGCAUAGGAAGUCACGUCAGGAAGGAGGAAGCAUGAAGAAGACCAGGAGGCCAGUGCAGAGGAGGAUGACCUGCCCGAGUCCUCAGGAGAUCAGUCGGGCGCUGCAGAGCCCCACCAUACCUGCAAGCGCCCGUGCUGCCAGUCUGGACGAGCUCAUUCAGCGAUGCCUGCAUUGCUUUGACUCUGAAGGGAAGUUAAUCCGAGGCAUACAGCUUGUCAAUAUGACUCUGAUGAUGCACAACUGGGUUGUGCCCUCGCACACGUUCGCUCAUAAACUACUCUCUCUCUACAGAGACUGUCCUGUGGAGAAGAGACCCCAGCGGAGGCCUCAGAUCUGCCAGUUCAUCAGGCACUGGAUAUCUCAUUAUCAUCUGAUGUUUGAGACGGACCCUCUGUUGGAGGAGGUUAUGGGGGAUAUGUGUGCUCUGGUCAGGAAUGAUAAGGACUCCCACUUCCAGCUGAUUGACACUCCAUACCCUAAUCCCCCAGCAGACUUCUGCCUGGCUCCCUCACCCUCAGUGAAGAAAAGAAAGGUGUCUCUGCUGUUUGACCACAUGGAGGCUGAUGAGAUGGCGGAGCACCUCAGUUACCUGGAGUUCAAAAACUUCUGCAGCGUUUCAUUCCUGGAUUACCGAAGCUAUAUUGUGCGUGGCUCGGUGAGGAAUAACCCAGCCCUGGAGCGUUCUGUCAUGAUGUGUAACGGGGUCUCGCAAUGGGUCCAGCUCAUGAUCCUCAACAGGCAUACACCACAACAGAGGGCUGAAGUCUUCACAAAAUUCAUUCAUGUAGCACAGAAACUGAGGUCCCUGCAAAAUUUCAACACUUUGAUGGCAGUCAUAGGCGGUCUGUGUCACAGCUCCAUCUCUCGACUCAAAGACACGGCCAGUCUACUCUCCUCUGACAUCACCAAGGCGCUGAGCGAGUUCACGGAGUUGCUCUCCUCCUACAGUAACUACACUAACUACAGACGAGUGUACAACGAGUGCACCGGCUUUAAAGUGCCCAUCCUGGGUGUACAUCUUAAAGACCUUAUCUCUCUAAACGAGGCAUUGCCUGACUACCUGGAUGGUGACAAGAUCAACCUGGGAAAGCUACAACACCUGUUUUGCAACAUCAGCGACCUGCUGGCCAUCCACAAAUGCAAGCCACCUUUUGAGGCCAACAAAGACCUGCUUCACCUGCUAACGCUUUCCCUGGACCUGUACUACACCGAGGAUGAGAUCUACGAGCUCUCGUACGCCAAGGAACCCAAGAAUCCCAAAAUACAGCCUGUAACCCCAGUGAAGCCCCCUGUGGUCGCUGAGUGGGGGUCAGGCGUGACUCCCCGCCUUGAUCCAGACACCAUUUCUAAACACGUCAAACAGAUGGUGGACUCGAUCAUGAAGAAUUACGAUCUGAACAUGGACGGCUACAUCUCUCUGGAAGACUUUGAGAAGAUAGCUGCUAAUUUUCCUUUCUCCUUCUGCACUCAUGACAGUGACAGGGAAGGAGAGAUUAGCAGAGAGGAGAUCACAUCAUAUUUUAUGCGAGGGAUGUCGGUAUGCGCUAAGCUGGGCUACAACCUGCACAACCUGCACAACUUCCAUGAGAUGACGUACAAGAGACCCACCUUCUGCGACUCCUGCCGUGGAUUUCUAUGGGGAGUCAUAAAGCAAGGCUACCACUGCAAAGACUGCGGGGUAAACUGUCAUAAGCACUGUAAAGACCUAGUUUCAAUGGAAUGUAUGAAGUUCCAGGUUUCUGGUGGUUCCUGUCCCUGUACACCAGGACCAGGAUCGGGCAUAAGAUUGAAGGGAAACAGCUGGGGUUCUGAGGAAGAAGCAUUUGUCUUUCCUCAUGGAAAUGCAACUGAACACUCCAAGAGUCAGAACACUCCGCAGAACAUCGCCGAGAACUCCUCACUGUUGGACCGCUCCACUCAGACAGACCCGGGAGUAUGGACACCAGUGGGGAACCGCAAAGACCCGCACCAUUCCAAAAGUCUCUCGCCUACUGAGAAGAGUGCCACUUUGCCAAGUAGAAUGAGAGGCUCGUCUGCACCCAGCUCUUUCCUCCAGGAGAAAAUGACAGAACUUCAGCUAAACAAAGACAAAUGCAAGGAACCAGACUGAAUCCUGCUACAUGGCCAAGACAGAAAAAAAAAAAACUGGGUCUCCACUUAGUAUUUGGGAAUGGACUGUUUAAAUACAUGAAACAUUUAUUUCAUUAAAUUUAACAAACGGAAAAAAAAUGUGCACACACCUUCUAGAGAUGCAUUAAAUGUAAAGAAUACUUGAGCAAGAUCAUCGUGAUUUCAGCUACACCUUUAAAGCCACAGGGACAAGAAAAGAACAGAGAUAAUCACCAGCAUCCACUGCCAAGAUGUGUGAAUAUUAAUGAACACUUCUAACACAAGCAUCCAAAGGUGGACUACCAGAGCUCAGCUUUCAGCACUACUGCCUACUUAGGUGUAAGACUUGUGCACCUCUAAACCAUCUGAAUGAUUAAUUAUACCGUAAAGGAAAAAAAAAAAAAGGUGCUUACUGCAACAGCUGUGCUCGUGUGUACCAAAAAAGUUAGACAUUUAGCCUUUUGUGUUCACACUGACGCAUGUGUUUUGUACUGUGAAUUUCAUCAAGGUGUGUGGAGGAUGCCGUCUGUGCCUCAUAUUACUGGAAUGUAAACCGCUCCGUCUUGCCGAAAGGCCAAUGUCGGCUGGUGCUCUACUCUCAUAAUGCAUCACUGUGCCUUACGCAAUGGCCACUUUCAGUCAGAGUAUGGAUGAAGGGUACUAAAUACACUGAUCGAGCCAAUGGGGAAUACUGGAAAUGUGGAGUUAAUGUGAUUUUAUUUUUCCAUUAAUUGUUCCUCUAACAACGUUCCAUCGAAUGUAUGUUUCCGACUUGAAUGUCUGUCUUACUAAAUCCUGAACUUAG
Messenger RNA from Clarias gariepinus (North African catfish), 3613 nucleotides. RefSeq names its product RAS guanyl releasing protein 4 (gene rasgrp4). Gene Ontology annotation, cellular component: plasma membrane. The transcript has 18 exons. Gene Ontology annotation, molecular function: calcium ion binding; guanyl-nucleotide exchange factor activity. The coding region runs from base 605 to 2809 and encodes 734 amino acids. Gene Ontology annotation, biological process: positive regulation of GTPase activity; Ras protein signal transduction. NCBI's taxonomy places the organism in Eukaryota, Metazoa, Chordata, Actinopteri, Siluriformes, Clariidae. The record is from RefSeq and is a predicted model, not a curated record.